UAAGCGCGUUAUUCUUAAACUAUCCAAACACAAAACACAACAUAACUACCUCGCCUUUAAUUCAACUAAGAAAACCACAACAACGAACAAUGCAUCAGAAGACAAUUGACAUGGCUGCCGCCGCUGCCAGAACACUAUGGCCAACUCAGUGGACUCGUGAAGACAACAAGCUUUUCGAGAAAGCUCUAAUUACUGUGCCGGAGAAUUCAUCUAACCGGUGGGAGGAAAUUGCUGAAAAAAUUCCCGGUAAGUCGGCAGCACAAGUGAAGGAUCACUACGAGGAUUUGGUCCAUGAUAUUUUGGAAAUUGAAUCGGGUCGGGUUGAACUUCCAAACUAUCCUGAUGACCUGGAUGUGAAUAGUGGCAGUAGAAUGUCUAGACAUGGUGAUAACGAGAAGCAGAAGAAGAGGAAAGGAAAACCAUGGACCGAAGAAGAACAUAAGUCGUUUCUUUCUGGGCUUAAGGAAUACAAAGAAGGGGAAUGGAAACUCAUUUCAAGAUACUAUGUUAAGACAAGAACACCAACACAAGUAGCAAGUCAUGCUCAAAAGUACUUUCUUCGCAAGAAUGAAGCGAAUAAACAUAAAGAGAGGAAAAGAUCAAGCAUUCAUGACAUUACAUUGGAAGAUAGUAACUCAGCUCCAACGCCUAUUGAUCGGAAUUGUGUUCUGCCUCCCAGUGUUGGUUCAUUGCACCAGUCUGAAGGAAUGUAUUAUUUUCCCUCCAACAGUAUGCAAGAUCAAAUGGGUUCACAAAUGCAUUAG
This is a messenger RNA of Trifolium pratense (red clover), 764 nucleotides long. Its product is annotated as transcription factor DIVARICATA-like. NCBI's taxonomy places the organism in Eukaryota, Viridiplantae, Streptophyta, Magnoliopsida, Fabales, Fabaceae. The transcript is spliced from 2 exons. The record is from RefSeq and is a predicted model, not a curated record. Gene Ontology annotation, molecular function: DNA binding. The coding region runs from base 90 to 764 and encodes 224 amino acids.